Caenorhabditis briggsae is the source of this 2730-nucleotide messenger RNA. RefSeq names its product Protein CBR-SEC-8 (gene Cbr-sec-8). Bases 1 to 2730 code for a protein of 909 amino acids. NCBI's taxonomy places the organism in Eukaryota, Metazoa, Nematoda, Chromadorea, Rhabditida, Rhabditidae. Gene Ontology annotation, cellular component: exocyst; growth cone membrane; synapse. Gene Ontology annotation, biological process: chemical synaptic transmission; Golgi to plasma membrane transport; exocytosis. The transcript has 16 exons. The record is from RefSeq and is a predicted model, not a curated record.
AUGAAUGGUGGUGGAUAUGCUCCGGUAGCAGCUGCCAGAAGACAACGUCCGAUGCCAGCCGAUAGAUCGACAUCAAACUCAAAUGAGACAGGCCUUCUUAUCAAUGUUAUUCGUUCAUUAACCUCGUCAGUCUCGGAAGAUCAAAGAGAAGCUGAAAAGUCAAGACUGGAAAAGGGAUACAAGGAAUCAGGAGCGCGCAUCGAUCGACUUGUUAAGGAUCAUCAGCAAGACGUAGAGAAAUGCUUGGUCUCGUUUCGUGAUGUUUCAUCCAACAUUUCUAGUGAGACUGUUGUUUUUUUUUAUCCUGCACGAUUAAUACAAUCUCCAGACUGUCGAGAACGAAUUCACAACGUCCGGAAUGCUCUUCAUACCGUUAAGAGUUUACUGGAGUUACGAAGAGACGACUUAAAGAAGCUUUGGCAUGAAAAUGCGCAACAAAAGUCAGUUUGCGAUAUAAUGGCUAAACUAGAAGAACUCCGAGAGGCACCAUCAAAAAUUGAAAAUCUAAUUUCCAAAGAACAGUACCAACUGGCAGCAGAUACGGUGACUGAAUCAAGAGAGCUUAUAAAUGGCCGUCUGGCAAGAGUCGAGGGACUUUCGCAUCUUUCUGCGGAAAUCGAAAGAUUUACAAAAGUUCUCAUCGACAGAAUCAAUGAUACCCUUGUUAAUAUGUUAGUUGUUGAGCCAUUCGAGAAACAUCUUCUCCAUAUCAUUCGAACUAUACCGGAGCAUCGUAUUAAUCAAAACCCAUAUUGUUCUUCAUUAUUAACCAAAUCUCGGAGCGCUUCUAGUCCUGUAUCUUCAUUCCACAAUACCACGGGAAAAUCAAGAAUUGUUUCUUCAGUAUACGCUCUAUCUACACUGUUUAGAACUGUGGAAGAGAGAAAUUGGGAUGUAGAUCGUUUGAUGAUGUUGGGGAAGAAUAUGAUUGACAAAAUGAUUGUCAAUACUGUCCAGGUGAUGAAGAUUGGUGCAGGUAUUGAUGAGAGCAAUGAGGGCGACACGACACACUUGAAGCAGCUUAUGCAACUGUUAUCAGCACAAUUUGAUUCCGCUAGUCAGAAGCAUGCCGAGUUCGGAGUUCUUGUUGAGAAGCAACUUGGUAGAAACGACGUUCUCACUUCUUUUUGGAGAUCCGCCCAAUCUGCUAUUGAGGUUGUGGUUUCCGAGCACCUGGACAUCAAUCCACUUUUAGAAAAACAAAACAUGAUGGGAUCUGUCGGAAGAAAGCAACUUUUUCGCUUUGAAAACACCGCAUGCGCGGCUCCGAACACAACUUCUUCAAGCCAUCAAGCAAAGGCCGUCAUUUGCAAACCCUCCGCGUAUAAUAUCAAAGUGAUUUUCCCGAUUCUCAGUCGUCUCAUGGAAACAACCGAAAAGAAUAUGAAUGAUUCUCCAUGCGAAUUGCGGCGGUUUAUGCAUUCUUUUGUGAUGAGAGUGUUCGUUGAAAGAGUUAAAGGCGAACUCGCAUCACGAAUAGAAGGAGCCCUGAGAGGUGGAGAAGCUGUUAGGAUUUCCAGCAAUAAGAAGAUAUUACCAUCAUGCGAGAAAGUGCUGACUCUAUGCAAGGAUAUUCAUGAUUUGAUAAUCUCCCUUGAGCUUUAUGCAGAUCGUUUUGCGGCUCUAUGGAUUCUCGUGCUCACAGAUUAUUUUAAAAAUAUGACGGAUGUAUAUGAAAAGAUGACUCCAAAAACCGCAGACCCAUCGAUGCCAUCAUCUGAAUCAGCUCCCACGCGUUGUCAAAAGAUAUCAGCCGCAUGGACAGCCGAUGAUGAUAUUUCACGUCUUCUAAUGAGUCUUCCCAACUGGCACACUGCUUCCAUGUCCCCAAUGACUCCAGCAGUUGAAAGUGAACAAGAUGUUGGAGAAAGGAACAAAAAAGAAUCGGAAAUUUUGAUAGGAAAUCUUGGACACCAGGCUCAAAAUAGUUUGAAUGAGAACAACUUGAUAACGGAUAUGAACGAUAUCAAAAUGUUUGCGAGUCUACACGAGUCCUUGCGGUGGUUCAGCGAUGAAAUUCGUGAGCUAGUUUAUUCACUUCCUGCUCCUGUAAAGUUGAUGCUAGACACUUGCAUGGUCCAAGUUCAGCUUAAAGAUGGUCAAAUGAUCGAUAACAACUCUGUUCCUUCUGCUAUCGAGGAUUGUGUUCGUCGUCUCGAAUCAAUUGCUGAUUCCUGUCUGCUUCUUCUUCAUAUCGAAAUCCGUGUUCACUGUUUCUUCCAUCUCGCACCACUGGUCAAGUAUCGCAACACAUCAUCCAAUAAUGAAGUCGAUCCAGAAGUUGUUGCCCUUGGAAAAGAUCUACACCAAUUUCAUGAUAAUUUGAAGGACGUUUUAUCGUCAUCAAAAUUAUCAUACGUAUUCGAUGGUCUUGGUCAUUUAUGCGCUUCAUUAUUCAUACACUAUAGUCAAUUCAUGCCACGUCUCACAGAAGCCGCCAAGAAACGAGUAUGUCGGAAUGUAUGGGGAGUUCAACAAAGAUUAUCAAGAAUCACAAACCGAAGAGAAUCGGAUCUAGAUAGAGCUCGAGCUUUCUUCGAUUUGCUCCUCGAUAACACACCGGACGGCAUUCUGGCUAUUGUUCCAGAGAAGAGAUCGCUGUUCAGCGCCACGGAACUCAACUAUCUUCUUGCUCUAUCAGUUCGUAGUGAUAAGACACUGUCCAAUCAGCCAGGUGCUCUUGAGAAACGACAAUCGACAUUGAAUUCAAUUCUUAGUCAAAGGAAAUAA